AUGCCCAAGUCCAAGCCCGACCUCCGCCUUGAUGAUAUCUGGGACGACGACGAGAUCGACGUGGGCACCGUCCGCACAAGCUUCUCCCUUACGAACGUCGCGUCCGCGCUUGUGCCGGACGCCACGCCGGUGAAGGGCGCAAGGCAACAACAUUCGAAGCGAGCGAGCUUGGGGUGGGGGUCCCCGUCAUCGCCGAGUUUGUUGUUGGGGGCACGGAAGUCGUCCCUGUCGCGAUCGCAGACGCUGCCGAGGACGGCGUCGGUGCGGUCCCGGCGACCGUCGAUCUUGGACUCGCUUUCUGUGGAUACAACGGUCGCGGACAAGAUACGCAGGUGGAUACUUGGCAUUGCUGUCGUCAACUUCGACAUCGACCACGGCCCCGUCGUCGAUGGCAUCUACCCGCCGCUCUUCCUCUACCCGGACGAAAUCGAAAACAUCGCGUUCUCCUCCUUCCCGGACUCGGCGCAAUUCGAGCAGGGCGCGCAAGCGCACUCCUUCCGCAUACGCGAGGACGAGGCGAUAGGCAACGAGAAGCGGCCGCCCACCAUCGAUGGGUUCAUCUACGGCUUCGCGCACUUCAGUCAACGAAAGGAUGCGAGCAUAAAGCGAGGGUAUCAGCAGCGAUCCGUCGUCAUCCUCACCCACCACCAAUACCCUGCCCUCUUCGCCGCCGUUAUGUCUCUAUUAGGACCCCUCUACGAAGAGCAUGGCGUCCCCAUGCUCGAGAGCGCGUGCCACAACAUUGCAACAUGGCCUCCACCAACACCGGGCUCGACUGUCGAGCUUGGCUUCCUCGGGAACGUCGUCACUGCCCAAAUACCUCGCACCAUCGACGAGCAGCAGGCCCUCGAUCCCUCCGUCGCGGAACGGCUUGUGAACGCGUCGUUGCAGACUAUGAUACCCGCGACGGCCGCGUCGUUAUUGCCGCCUGCGAUAUUGCUGUUCGAAGCGUCGUUGCCGCAUAUUUGGUCGAUAUGGGAGUGCCUUGUGCUCAACGAGCCAAUACUGCUGUUCGGCGCGUCACCUGCGGAGACGAGCCAGGCAGUAUGGUGGCUAAGGGACUUGAUGAGGCCGAUACCAUUAGCUGGGGACAUACGACCAUACUUUACGAUACACGACCGCGACCACCUUGCCCUGGUGAACAAGCUUCCUCCGAAAUCGGGCCUACUUCUCGGUGUCACGAACCCAUUCUUCGAACGUUCGUGCGCGCACUGGCCCCAUAUACUCAGUUUAGGGAAGCGAGUCUCUGAGCGUAACUCCAUAGCAUUGCACCCGUCAAGAGGUGGCUCUGCGGGAAUAGCACAAGCCACAGCUGGACCUCGACCGGGUUGGAAGACGAAGACGCAUAAGCGCUACGUCUCUAAAGACCGGUCGUUAUUGAAGCAGCUCGAGACUGCCUGUGAGAAGGGAGGGGAGGUCAACUUACUCCAAGCCUCCUUGCUACUCCGCCGCCACUUCUGCACGCGCACGACCGAGUUGCUGCUCCCCCUCUCCCGAUACCUCAACACCCUCAUCCCUACACCUGCCGAGGUUGCCAGCGCGCAGUCGGGGUGGAGCACACCUUCGAGCGGGCAUGCAUCCUCGGCGUCGUCUACAUCGUCAAAUCCGCACCCAUCAUACACGCCCAUACCCUCCGACCCCGUGCUUACCUCGCAAACCUUCCGACCCCCAAGCGUAGAUAAUCAUGCAAGGAGCCCGAGUCACAACCCACCCCCGCCCCUCCGCCUAAAGCCCUUCAACACCACGCAUUUCUUCGCCUCGCUGAAAGCCCACGGGACGACGCUGCCGUUCCGGUCGAGCGGGAAGCGGGUGGAGUUCUACGAGAGGUGGCUGAAGACGCCGGCGUUUGGUCUGUGGCUAGCGCAGCAGGAGGAGGUGGUGAUCGAUGUGUUGAGUCAGGCGGGGAGGUAG
Messenger RNA from Schizophyllum commune H4-8, 1911 nucleotides. RefSeq names its product DUF1630-domain-containing protein. Bases 1 to 1911 code for a protein of 636 amino acids. The transcript is spliced from 7 exons. Gene Ontology annotation, molecular function: guanyl-nucleotide exchange factor activity. Lineage: Eukaryota; Fungi; Basidiomycota; Agaricomycetes; Agaricales; Schizophyllaceae. The record is from RefSeq and is a predicted model, not a curated record. Gene Ontology annotation, cellular component: recycling endosome.